AUGAUGGGUGGGUGUGAUGGCCCCAACGCUAUCACUGCAGCUGACACCAUGGCAGUGGACAACCUCUUUGGUGACGAAGAAGUCAAGGACGCCGCUUCCUCUCCCAAAGAGAAAGGCAAGAAGCGCGCUGCCUCUGGUCCCAAGACCCCAGCCAAAUCCAAGCGUGCCGAAACGGUCAGCAUUCCCUACGACGCUGUUCCAGGCAUGGACACUAACAGUCGCGAAUUUCACAAGGCCCUCGUCGUCGAGCAUGCCAAAGGCAGUUGCGCUGGCGACAAACGCCCUCGUACUGAACCGCCCUUUAUUAGUGGUUUAGCAGAUCUUCAGUCUCGUCAAAACGAGUCUGCCAACUCCUUGCUCAUCGACAACCCUCUGUACAGGGAGAUCUUAGUGCGCGCACAUGCUGCUGUUACCAACCGCAUGCCGGCUUAUCCCACCCUUGCUUAUUUCAAGCAGCAAGAGGUCGAUCUUCGUGAACGCGUUCUUCUUAGCAUGCAGCGCCUCGACUUGGAGCUUCGUCUUCGCGAUGUACUUGUCGCUGAUUACGAAAUUGCCCUUGCCCAGAUUGCUGAGCGUGAAGUAACUAAGGAGUAG
This is a messenger RNA of Laccaria bicolor S238N-H82, 594 nucleotides long. RefSeq lists its product as uncharacterized. The transcript is spliced from 4 exons. Bases 1 to 594 code for a protein of 197 amino acids. The record is from RefSeq and is a predicted model, not a curated record. Lineage: Eukaryota; Fungi; Basidiomycota; Agaricomycetes; Agaricales; Hydnangiaceae.